Messenger RNA from Penicillium maclennaniae, 1512 nucleotides. Its product is annotated as cytochrome P450. The record is from RefSeq and is a predicted model, not a curated record. The coding region runs from base 1 to 1512 and encodes 503 amino acids. Gene Ontology annotation, molecular function: oxidoreductase activity, acting on paired donors, with incorporation or reduction of molecular oxygen; heme binding; monooxygenase activity. NCBI's taxonomy places the organism in Eukaryota, Fungi, Ascomycota, Eurotiomycetes, Eurotiales, Aspergillaceae. The transcript has 4 exons.
AUGAAGUCUGGAAACCUGGUCUCCCAGGAGGCUUCGUGUGUCUGGAUUGUGCCUAUUAUUGCAAUCAUUUUGCUAGGAGUCUACUUCACCAUCUGGACGAUCUAUACUCUAUACUUUCACCCGCUCUGCCAUUAUCCCGGCCCCAAGCUGGCUGCUAUCACUCCGCUGGUCCAUUUGCUUUGGGACGUGCAAGGUAAACAACACUCAGCCAUCAAGAAACUUCAUGAUGAAUAUGGCGACGUCGUCCGGAUUGCCCCCAAUUCACUUGUCUAUCGCGCUGCGCCUGCCUGGAGGGACAUCUACGGCCAUCGCAAGAAGGGCCAUCGGACUUUCUGCAAAGAUCCCGCUCUGUACACACCUACCCCCAACGGAGUGAAUGCCAUCAUCACGGCCAAUGACGAACAGCACACUCGAAUGCGUCGUCUCUUGACCCACGCCUUCUCCAGUAAGGCCCUCAGCGAGCAGGAAAGUAUUCUACAUACCUACGCCGACAUGCUCAUUCAGAAGCUCGCAGGCCUGCUGGGCCAAGAGCAGUCUCUCGUCGUCGACUUGACCCGCUGGUUCAAUUACACAACUUUCGACUUGAUCGGCGAUCUUGCCUUCGGCGAGCCAUUUGGCUGUCUCGCCGAGCACCGCUACCACUGGUGGGUUGUGAUCAUCCUAGACGCCGUCAAGGCCAGCUCAUAUCUCAAAAUCUUUUGGUUCUAUCCUGUUCUUCUGCCGAUGGUCGUAUUCUUGAUCCCGCGCCACCUGAUGCAGAAACGAACGGAUAGCUUUAAUUUGAGCGUUGAGAAGGUCCGUCGCCGUCUCCAAUCUGGGACUACGCGCCCGGAUUUUACCUCGUACAUCCUCAAGCAUAGCAAGGAUGGAAAGGGUUUAACUCCUUCAGAAAUUGAUGCCAAUGCUGCCGUCUUCGUGCUGGCAGGUAGUGAGACCACCGCUGCUUUGCUGUCUGGGUGUGUGUACUAUCUCCUUCUUCAUCGAGACAAGUACCUUCGAUUGGUCCGUGAGAUCCGUGGGAACUUUGACAAAGCCUCUGACAUUACCUUGUCGGCCAUCGCGGAUAUGCCUUAUCUGAAAGCAGUUCUGGCGGAGACGAUGCGCAUCUAUCCCCCCCAUCCCAGCCAUGCUACCUCGGCUAACGGUUCGCAGGUAUCUGUUUCAAUUUCGUUGUACUCAGCCUUUCACUCACCAGACAACUUCCUGCUCCCGAAUACCUUCGUCCCUGAGCGCUGGCUUGAUAGCUCUGAAUCUCGUCCUUUUAUGUCUGAUAAGAAAGAGGCAUUCCGGCCAUUUUCUCAUGGUCCUCGUAACUGUCUUGGGCAGCAUCUUGCCAACGCCGAAAUGCGCUUGAUUCUUACCAAGGUCCUUUUCAACUUCGACCUGGAACUCGAGACUGAGUCCAUGGGCUGGAUUGCUCAGAAGUCUUUCUCGCUCUGGGAACGACCUCCUUUGAUGGUGCAGCUCAACCGCGCUGGCUCCACUGAGUCUAGUCCCUUAGCUUGUUUCUAG